CGGUGACAGUUCCCGUUGCCCGGGCAACUAGGGCCGGGCUCCCUCAGUACUAGAGGGAGGCGGCAGGCCCGGGUCAGGGGCCUCGAGAUCGGGCUUGGGCCCAGAGCAUGUUCCAGAUCCCAGAGUUUGAGCCCAGUGAGCAGGAAGACUCCAGCCCUGCACUUAGGGGCCUGGGCCCCAGCCCCACAGGGGACCGGCCCCCAGGCCCUGGUAAGCACCGGCAGACGGCCCCAGGCCUCCUAGGGGAAGCUGGUCACCAGCAGGGGCAGCCGGCCAGCAGCAACCACCAUGGAGGCGCUGGGGCUGUGGAGACCCGGAGUCGCCACAGCUCGUACCCUGCGGGGACCGAGGAGGAUGAAGGGGUGGAGGAGGAAGAGCUCAGCCCUUUCCGGGGGCGCUCGAGCUCAGCGCCCCCCAACCUCUGUGCUGCACUGCGCUAUGGCCGCGAGCUCCGGAGGAUGAGCGACGAGUUCCAGGGCUCCUUCAAGGGACUUCCUCGCCCGAAGAGCGCGGGCACAGCGACGCAGAUGCGACAAAGCCCCAGCUGGACGCGCGUCAUCCAGUCCUGGUGGGAUCGGAACUUGGGGCGAGGAGCCUCCGCCCCCUCCCAAUGACCAGUCCCACAGCCCGAAACUCUCCCCCCUUCCCGGCGCCGCCGGCGGCCAUCUUGGGUGUGGGCGGAAGUCUUUUCCGCAGGCUUUAUGCAAGAAAGAGGAUCAGUUCUUUCCUUUUCGAAGGAGGCGAUCUGACCCAAAGGCCGAAUUCCCUUCCGGUGUGUACGAGGAGUACGGAGGGGUUUGGCCCCGUCGGAAGUUUUGAAGUUUAGCCGCCCUUAGCCGCCGGAAGUGGCCCCGUGACCCCGCCCCCGGCGCUGGGCUACACCUAGCGUCUGCACCAAGUUGCAAGCCGGAAAAGCCCUAACUUCACCAGAGCCCUUUUCUCCGCGGUAUCGCUGCGGGCCAUCGCUCGCAACGACAUGUGCUAAUAAAGCCCGCGUUUGUGCCUCCGAG
Molecule: messenger RNA, 1010 nt
Organism: Neomonachus schauinslandi (Hawaiian monk seal)
Lineage: Eukaryota; Metazoa; Chordata; Mammalia; Carnivora; Phocidae
Gene: BAD
Product: BCL2 associated agonist of cell death
Exons: 4
Coding region: 108-614 (168 amino acids)
Biological process (GO): apoptotic process
Source: RefSeq, a predicted model, not a curated record